AUGGCCGACGUCGCAGCCAUCCAGGAAGAUAUCCAGCAAUAUCGCGAGCAGCUCGAGGUAGUCGACGCUGGCCUCCGAGAUGACCCCAAUAAUGCAGAGCUCUUAGCUUUAAAAUCAGAGUUAGACGAUGCGCUCGCCCUGCUGAACGAGACCCUUGCUGAACUGAAGCCUGCGAAAGCACCACCCAAGCUUAAAGCUCCGUCGCCGCCUGCCGAGGCUCCGAAAUGGUCCCGUGAAAACCACCCUGCGUUCAAGAAGGCAGCACUUCCCGAAGAGAAGGAAGAAACCGGCCCGGUCAACUACAAUGUCAACGACAAUGUCGUGGCCAAGUGGGUUUCGGGCGACAAAGGUUUCUAUCCCGCCAGGAUCAUGUCAAUCACGGGUUCGUCAGCGGCGCCCAUCUACAUUGUCAAGUUCAAGAGUUACGACAAUACAGAGCAGCUCAGAGCAAAGGACAUCCGCCCAGUCGCUCAGAAGAGGAAAGCCGACGGAACACCUACCGGCAGCAGCACGCCAGUCCCAGCCCCCUCGCUUUCACAGCCUCCGCCGCCACCCACAGUCGCCCCCGCCGCCCCAGCUCCUGGCGUCAUCUCUUCGGCUGCCAGUAUCGACCCCGAACUGGUCGCCAAGAACAAGGAGGCAGCACAAAAACCCGAUCUCGAUGAGAAGCCCAAGGCCAAGAAGAUCAGAUCGACCAAGGAGCUCGUCGCUGGGAAGAACAAGUGGCAAGAGUUCAACUCAAAGUCCAAGUUUGCAAAGGCAGGAAAACCCAAGAAAGACAGCAUGUUCCGGACACCCGAAGGUGUCACUGGCAGAGUGGGCUUUACAGGGUCUGGACAAGCCAUGCGGAAGGACACCGCCAGAACUCGCCAUAUCUAUCAAACGAACGAUGAACUUGAUUGA
Molecule: messenger RNA, 903 nt
Organism: Truncatella angustata
Lineage: Eukaryota; Fungi; Ascomycota; Sordariomycetes; Amphisphaeriales; Sporocadaceae
Exons: 3
Coding region: 1-903 (300 amino acids)
Biological process (GO): negative regulation of DNA-templated transcription
Molecular function (GO): DNA-binding transcription factor activity
Source: RefSeq, a predicted model, not a curated record